Dermatophagoides farinae (American house dust mite) is the source of this 2036-nucleotide messenger RNA. RefSeq lists its product as uncharacterized. Lineage: Eukaryota; Metazoa; Arthropoda; Arachnida; Sarcoptiformes; Pyroglyphidae. The record is from RefSeq and is a predicted model, not a curated record.
CAUCCUGAUUAUCAAUCGAAUGAUUUACAUUUAUUAAGAAUUGCAUAUUCUAAUGAAUUUUAAAAUGGUUAUACUAUACAUUCAAUCGAUCAAUCGAAUGAACAUUAUCGAUUCACAUGUUCAAUUGUACUAAUAAUUUGCUAAUAAUGUACUUUGCUUAUUGUGUCAAGUAUAAAUCGGGGCACUUUUUUGAAUCUCCCAAUCAAACCCAAUUGUGCCCGUAUGCCAAUCGGGUUUCAUUAUUUCAAAUCAUAUGAUAUUCAAUUAGUCAUCUCAUCUCUAAUGAUGAUAAUUUUGCUUCGAUGAUUUCAUUUCAUCAUUUACGUUUCAUUAUCAACGAAAAAAGGAUAUAAUUUAUCUGUAUAAGACAGCACAAAUCGAAAAAUAUACAUCAACAACAAUGGCAUUUAUGGUACCAUUAGUCAAGAAUCAUUAUGAUAUCUACAAUACACGAACAGCUUUCAGUGAUCAUGAUACCGGUGGUGGUGGAUAUAUGAUUGGAUCUUCAAAUCACAAUCUGAAUCGUCGUGGCCGUACAACUAGCCAUUCAUCCGAAUCGAACAACAAAAAAUCUGCUUUUGUCAUUGGCGGUGGCAGCAAUAGCCAAGUUGUCUUGAAUGGCAUCGUCCAUAUGAAUGGUCGAUCAUCAUCGAAAUCAAAACCUAAAGUAGUGCUUGCUAGUGCUAACCGUGCUAAAGGACAAUCACAACCGAUUCAAGUGCAAAAACAAUCACAACAAAACAAAACAACUGAACAACAACAGAGAGGUUCACCAGUGAAAAAAUCACCAUUAUCGCCUUCAUAUUCAUCAACACAGAGUAUGAACCAUGCAACACGUUCAUUUCCUCAUGUACGACGUACUGUUCGCAAUCCAAUCACCAAUCGUGUAUACAGUUAUUCAGUAUCAAUUCCUGAAUAUGUUGCUGAAGAAGAUGAAGAAGAAUUGGCACGAUUAGAGCUAGAAGAGUCACUUGAAUCACAAUGUGAAUCACCAACAUUAGAUCAGGUGAUGAUCUUUUCGACAAGUGCUCCUGCCGGUACUGGAUCGAUUGAUAAUGGCAUAAUCGACAUUGUCGAUGAAGAUGAUUUUAUUCGUUGUACAGGUGCACGAUUACCGUCAUCCAUUCGUACACAAACAAAAAAUUCGAAAAAAUCAAAACGAAAUGCGAGCUUUUCAUCAUCAAUCGCCCAUUCCUCGUCACUACCGAAUUCACCAGUUAAUAAAAACCUUGAAUCAUCAUUCAAUGAUGAAACAGAUGAACCAGAAUCACCGACGAAAAAUCAGUCACAAUUUGAACGUUGUAAUUCAUCAAAUUCUCGGGAAUAUAUGGAAUUAUUACAAAAAUUCAUUCUUCACCUGAAAAUGUUGAAACUAAAAAGAAUAUUCAACCCGAAAAAUUCUAACUCGUCGGCCAAAGAAUGUAGACAGCGAAACCGUUCAAGCACAUUGGAUGAUUCAAUCAAUUUAUGACCACAAAGGAAAUACCGUAUUUUGGAUGAUAGUCGAUUCAUCCGAUAUAUUUUUUCAAUCAUUGCGACCAUUGUGAUCAUUUCAUCUCAUUCUUAUAUUCAUUCAUCCAUCCAUAAAUCAAUACCUACCAUUGAUUCAUCUUUCAUUUAACCGACCAUAUGUGGUGAUGAUCAAUUUUCCUUUAUAUAUCAAAUUCGUGCCUUUCUUUUUUUCGGAACUUGAAUAUUAGCAGAUUCGAUCCACCUUCGUGUGAUACAUGUGAUGUUGAUGAAUGGUUCCAGAAACUUGUUUUUAUUGUAACCUUGGUGAUAUAUAACUGAAAAAACCAUACUUACAUGAGCAAAAAAACGACGCUAAAAAUUCAUCCAAAUUCAAGACUUAUCUGAACAAACCUUUUUGGAUGCUCUAUUUUCUUAAACCCCAAACAUAUAUUUUCUCCUGCAUAACAAAUUAUGUUUAUCCGAUCAAAAACUUGUAUCGUUAAGUUUUAUCUUCGUAUUUAUUUCCGAUUUUUUUCAGAUAUUUUAAUCAAUCUGUGUUUUUCAAUAAAAAUCUUCCAUUUAAA